Paramecium primaurelia is the source of this 234-nucleotide messenger RNA. The record is from the annotation of a GenBank genome assembly. NCBI's taxonomy places the organism in Eukaryota, Ciliophora, Oligohymenophorea, Peniculida, Parameciidae.
AUGAAUAAGAAUUUGAUAACAAAACUUAUUUAAAAAAGUACAUUUAAUGAAUCUCUUAUUCAUUUUAAUAAUUUGAAAAAGUCAAAAACUUACUUGAUCAUUUUAUUGAAAAUUGACAUCAAAAGAAUUGAGUUCUCAAAAUGUUAUGUAAAUUUCCUUAAAAUGAGAAAUCCUUUUUUUUUUAAGUAAGUUUUAAAAGCUUCGAGAAUAAGUAAUCAGAAUUUAUAUUAUUGA